GUUCCCAGAGCCAUGACUGCAACGGUGCAGACGCUGCGCUUCAAGCUGCUGCCGCCGCACGACGCGGGCCAGGAGUGGGCGCACAGCUGCCAGCAGGAGAUCGAGCGUCGCUACCAGGUGGUGCCCUCGGUGGUGUGCGCCAUGUGCUGCCUCUUCGGCAUCAUCUACUGCUUCUUCGGCUACCGCUGCUUCAAGGCCGUCAUGUUCCUGACGGGGCUGAUGUUCGGCUCCAUCAUCAUCUUCAUGCUGUGCUACAAGGAGCGGGUGCUGGACACGCAGCUGAGCGUGGAGGCUUCGGUGGGCAUCGGGCUGGGCAUCGGGGUGCUGUGCGGGCUGGUCACCAUGCUGGUGCGCAGCGUCGGCCUCUUCAUGGUGGGGCUGCUGCUGGGGCUGCUGCUGGCGGUGGCCACGCUGGUGGUGAUGGAGCAGUUCUACCACCCGCCCACGGUGUGGAUCCCCAUCGCGCUGCUCCUGGGCGUGGGGAUGCUCUUCGCCGUGCUCACCCUGCAGUGGCAGCGCUUCUUCACCACCCUCUCCACCGCCGUCUUCGGCAGCGCCAUCAUGACCGUCACCGUCGACUACUUCAUCGAGCUCUUCCUCCUGGUGCAGUACAUCUACGAGCGCAUCAAGGUGGCCCCCGCCCGCCCCGUGUGCUGGUACAGCUGGGUCAUCCUGGGCGUCUGGCCGCUGCUCACCACGCUGGGCGUCCUGGUCCAGUGGAAGGUCACGGCCGAGGGUUACUCUCACACUGAAGUGAUCAUCAGCCGGCAGCAGCGCCGCGUGCAGCUGAUGCGCAUCAAGCAGCGGGAGGACCGAAAGGAGAAGAAGAAGAAGCGGCGGCCCCACCACCCGCCGCCCCACCAGCACAAGGCCCACCCGCCCGAGCCCGCCUACCGCCGCAAGCCCAACCCCGUGCGCCGCUUCGAUGGGGACGUGCUCUCCCCAGUGAGUCCUGCGCCCAGGAGCUACAUCCAGAGUUUCCGGGAGCGGCAGACGGGCCCGUCCCUCAACAGCCUGAUGGCCAGCUCCCACGCCGUGGUGGACCUGGACUAUGACUGCAGCUCCACCGUGCCCCUCACCACGGGCUCCGGCCCCGCUGUGCGGGUAUAA
Molecule: messenger RNA, 1110 nt
Organism: Cygnus atratus (black swan)
Lineage: Eukaryota; Metazoa; Chordata; Aves; Anseriformes; Anatidae
Gene: TMEM198
Product: transmembrane protein 198
Exons: 4
Coding region: 13-1110 (365 amino acids)
Biological process (GO): positive regulation of canonical Wnt signaling pathway
Cellular component (GO): cytoplasmic vesicle; plasma membrane
Source: RefSeq, a predicted model, not a curated record